Molecule: messenger RNA, 803 nt
Organism: Danio rerio (zebrafish)
Lineage: Eukaryota; Metazoa; Chordata; Actinopteri; Cypriniformes; Danionidae
Gene: ccl25b
Product: chemokine (C-C motif) ligand 25b
Biological process (GO): immune response; immune system process; cell chemotaxis
Cellular component (GO): extracellular region
Molecular function (GO): chemokine activity
Source: RefSeq, marked validated
AGAGGAGGAGAUAAGAGCAGCUUUAGCCCUGAAGAAAAACAUCAUUCUUCCCAGAACCUCUGAGCUUGUAUGGAAACGCAGAGUUCAACCAUGAAGUUUCAAAUUCUGGCUUUGCUCCUGCUGUUGGCUUGCAUGUAUCCCAGCAUCGCACAAGGUUACUAUGAAAACUGUUGUUUGAAAUAUGUCACAGGCAUCAAGAAAAACAUGAGAAGAAAUAUUAUGAGUUACAGAGUGCAGCUAACAGACGGAGGAUGCAACAUUCCCGCUGUUGUUUUCAAGAUGAGGCUCAAAAAACAGUUAAAACCAAAGUCAGUCUGCGCCGAUCCAAGAAGUGACUGGGUCCAGGCGAUAAUAAAGGAGCUGGAUGAGAAAAACAAAAGAGCUAUGUAGAAACAGCUUUGUUUAAUCGUUUGAUUUAAUGCACAAACGUAUGUUAAUAUCACACAUUAAUGUCAUGUUUAUAUCAAUCCUGCUGAGAUAUACAUAUAUUUUUGCAUCAUUACUAUCUUCAUGUAGCAGUUCAUAAUGGACUUUUUUUUGUAUGUUUUGCUUCUGUUCGUUGUAUUAGAACAUCAUGAAUGUAUAUAAAACUGUGAAUGUUUGCUCUUUCGUUCUCUGUUAUCCAUAAAGAAUCUGUUUUAUACUUUAUUUGCGCAAAUAUAUUUCUACUUUUGAUGUUUUACUCGAAUAUAAUCUGUGAACUGCAUUGCUGACCUGUAAAUGUGUGUGUGCGUGUAUGUUUGUGUGUGUCUCCUUGUAUACAUUGAAUGUUUUUUAAUAAAGUAUUGUGAUUGUACAUUUAA